This is a messenger RNA of Zea mays, 1319 nucleotides long. RefSeq names its product arogenate dehydrogenase. Gene Ontology annotation, molecular function: prephenate dehydrogenase (NAD+) activity; prephenate dehydrogenase (NADP+) activity; arogenate dehydrogenase (NADP+) activity. The transcript has a single exon. Gene Ontology annotation, biological process: L-tyrosine biosynthetic process. The coding region runs from base 62 to 1111 and encodes 349 amino acids. Lineage: Eukaryota; Viridiplantae; Streptophyta; Magnoliopsida; Poales; Poaceae. The record is from RefSeq and is marked provisional.
GCGGCAGCGGCAGCGGCAGCCAAGAGCAGGCGGCAGCCCAACCCCAGGUCCCCAAGCAAAGAUGCUGUCGUCUUCCACCUCCACCCUACGCCUCCACCAACCAACCCGCCCCCACCCGCCGGCUGCGGCCGCGGGAGGCGCCACCCACCUGACCUCCCCGCGGCGGUGGCGCGGGCACUCCCCGGCGCCCCUCCGCGCGCUGGACGCCGCCCAGCCGUUCGACUACGAGUCCCGCGCGGCGGGGCCGCUGGAGGAGCGGCAGCGGCUGAAGAUCGCCAUCGUGGGGUUCGGCAACUUCGGGCAGUUCCUGGCGCGCACGUUCGCGCGGCAGGGGCACACGCUGCUGGCGCACUCGCGGACGGACCACUCGGCGGCGGCGUCCGCGCUGGGCGCCGCCUUCUUCACCGACCCGCACGACCUGUGCGAGUGCCACCCGGACGUGGUGCUGCUCGCCACCUCCAUCCUGUCCGCGGAGGCCGUGCUGCGGUCGCUGCCCCUGCACCGGCUCCGCCGCAGCACCCUCUUCGCGGACGUGCUCUCCGUGAAGGAGUUCCCCAGGAACCUGCUCCUGAGCUCGCUGCCGCCCGGCUUCGACGUGAUCUGCACGCACCCCAUGUUCGGGCCGGAGUCGGCGCGCGACGGGUGGGACGGCCUGCCGCUGGUGUUCGAGCGGGUGCGCGUCGGGGACUGCCCCGCGCGCCGCGCCCGCGCCGACGCGUUCCUCGGCGCCUUCGAGCGCGAGGGGUGCCGGAUGGUGGAGAUGUCCUGCGCCGAGCACGACGCGCACGCCGCCGAGACCCAGUUCCUGACGCACACCGUCGGGCGGAUGCUGGCCACGCUGGAGCUGCGCUCCACGCCCGUCGACACCAGGGGGUACGAGACGCUGAUCCGCCUCGUGGACAACACCUGCAGCGACAGCUUCGACCUGUACAACGGCCUCUUCAUGUACAACAAGAACUCCACCGAGCUGCUCAACCGCCUCGAGUGGGCCAUGGACUCCGUCAAGAAGAGGCUCUUCGACGGCCUCCACGACGUGCUCCGGAAGCAGCUCUUCGAGGGCUCCCCGCACGCCCCCAACGUCUCCUCCUCCUCCUCCAACGUGCGCAAGUAGCCAUCCUCCCAAUGUCAUAUGUUUAUUAGUAAAAAGUAAAAGAUCCAGCCCCAAUUCUCCUUCUCUUCUCCGACCACCACCGUGCUUGCCUGCCGCUCAUGUCACGGUCGACAGCCUGUAUCUGUAUCUGUUAUUGGGAAUUUGGCAGCUGGCCGUUGGGAUUUGUGAUAUGGUGAUGUAGAGAAUGAAUAAAGCGGCAGUCUUUGUG